This is a messenger RNA of Prunus avium (sweet cherry), 594 nucleotides long. RefSeq lists its product as uncharacterized. Lineage: Eukaryota; Viridiplantae; Streptophyta; Magnoliopsida; Rosales; Rosaceae. Gene Ontology annotation, molecular function: nucleic acid binding; RNA-DNA hybrid ribonuclease activity. The record is from RefSeq and is a predicted model, not a curated record.
AUGUGGAGUAUUUGGAAAGCUCGUUGUAAAGCCGUGUUUGAACAUUUGCGUCCAAAUCCGUUGGAGGUCCUGCAUGGAGCUAGGGAGGCCUGGUCUGAAUUUUUUCAAAAUGAGGUUUGCCCAGGGACUAUCAAUAGAGUUGGUGGAGAUGAAGGUGUGGUUAAUCCUAGUCUGACGUGGUGUGCUCCCCCUAACCCCUUCCUUAAGCUGAACGUGGACGCCUCUUGGCAAAAUGCUUCGGGUUUAGCUGGUCUUGCUAUAAUUAUCAGGAACCAUAUGGGUGAAUUUAAGUAUGGAAAAGUUUUGAAGACCACAACUGGGUCUAUUGAGAUUGCUGAAGCGCGGGCAAUUAUUGAAGGACUAUCUUUUGCGCUGGAACAUGGCAUCACUCGUGUGUGUGUGGAGUCUGAUUCAAGGAAUGUUAUUGAUAAUUGUUCUGGAAAAAUUGCCAGAGGGGACUGGGGUAUGUAUCCCUCUUUAUGUUCGUUGGGCUUGGAUCCCAAGAGAAGCCAAUGCGGUUGCGGAUGCUGCGGCGGUGAAGUACUGCUCUGUCUCUAUCUCUGGCUGUUGCCUUGGCUUCUGCCUUAUGAAUGA